CCACAGGCGAAGGAAGGGAAAUGACAUGUCAGCCUCAGAUGCUGUUACUGUGUCAGGGUAGCUCUAGGCCCACGGGAAUGCAAAUGGGCUCCCCUUUGACAGAUGGCUGAUGCAAGCAACCCAGACAGUCAGGAUGCAGGCACUGAUGUUCCUGAGCAUGAGGCCAGAGAAAGCCUGGCAGCUCAGACACCCGGCAACGGUCAUGGUAUUCGUCUCAGUGCCAUGAGUGGAAAUGCAGGUCGCAAUCUGAAGGAGUGGUUGAAGGAGCAGUUCUGUGACCAUCCCAUCGAGCACUGUGCGGACACCAGACUGCAUGAUGCUGCUUAUGUGGGUGAUUUGCAGACCAUUAGAAACUUGUUGGAGGAAGAAAGCUUCCAAAGCCGCAUCAAUGAGAAAUCAGUGUGGUGUUGUGGCUGGCUGCCUUGCACGCCACUGCGGAUUGCUGCCACAGCAGGACAUGGAAACUGCGUGGACUUCCUGAUUCAGAAAGGGGCAGAGAUCGACCUUGUGGACGUGAAAGGGCAAACUGCCCUGUAUGUAGCUGUCAUGAAUGGGCACCGGGAAUGUGCACAGAUUCUUCUGCAAGCGGGUGCUGACCCCAAUGGGAGCCGUCACCAUCGCAGCACUCCAGUGUAUCAUGCUGCCCGGGUGGGCAGGGCUGACAUCCUGAAACAGUUGAUCCGGUAUGGUGCUGACGUGGAUGUUAAUCACCACUGGACAUCAGGAAUCCCUAGCCCAUCUUCCCGGCCACUCACAUCACUGGUGGUCUGCCCUUUGUACAUUAGUGCAGCCUAUCACAACCUGCCGUGCUUCAGGCUGCUUCUGCAAGCAGGAGCCAACCCAGAUUUUAACUCCUGUGGGCCUGUAAACAUACAAGGCUUCUCCAGGGGCUCUGCUGUGUGUGUCAUGGAUGCAGUCUUGAGACAUGGUUGCGAUGUGGCCUUUGUCAACCUCUUGAUUGACUUUGGUGCUAACCUGAACCUGGUGAAAUGGGAGACUCUGGGAGAAGAAGCUACAGGGAGGAUCAAAGUGAACCCAGAAGCCAUGCAGGUGUUCAAAGAAGCCAGGAGCUGCCCUAGAAGUUUGAUGUCUUUGUGCCGCGUGGCAGUACUGAGGGCGCUUGGUAAAUGCCGCCUGCAGCUGAUACACACUCUUCCAGUCCCAGACCCUAUCAUGAAAUUUUUACUUUAUGAACAACAGGAUCCCCAGGGCACCACAGAGGGAGUGAUCUACCUUAUAUUUAUUUAUUUAUUUAUUGUAUUUAUAUACCGCCCCAUAGCCCGAAGCUCUCUGGGCGGUUUACAACAACUAUAGGGUUGUUCUAAGGAUUAAAACAAGGUUCAAAAAUGUCAACAAGUAAUGCUGUUAAGUAUUGUUUGGCCCCCACAUGUAUGUGUAAAGUGAAGCUUUGUACAGUUUCUCAUUUGCAAAAUAUAUUUGGGAAGCAUAUGAUUUUCAGCUCCUAGUUCAGAAAUAGUCUGUUUUUAGUAAUUUUUUAAAAAUUGGCCAUUGUUUGAAAUUUUGAAUGGUGAGACAUGUUGAGUAUUCCUUCUAAAAUCUUGUAUGAAAUCCACACAACUUACCAUGGUUGUUAUGCGCACAAUUGAAACCCUUACCUACAGAGAUGAUUAAGAAGCCAGCUGUCCAUCAGUGGACUCCUUUUGAGCGAGAGAUAAUGGUGUUUUCUGGGCUGAUGAGGGAAGUUGCUUUCAAAUUUAUCUAAAUGGUUGUUGGUAUCAGUUAUGAGGCAAGUUGAAUCCCUUAAAAUGUUAUGGGGAAAGGAAUUAGAUAUAACAAUUGAGAAGAAUUGCUGGGAGAGGCAUUGCGGGGUAAACAAUCAUACAAAACAACCUCUGUGGGAAUAAAAGAAAUGUCAUAAAAACUAAUUCAUAAGUGGUAUCUUACACCUAGAAAAUUAUCUUUAAUGGAUAUGAGGAAGUCACCAGUAUGACCCGGACAGAUAGGCGACUAACAAAUAAAAGUUUAUUAUUAUUAUUAUUAUUGGAGGAGGUGCCAUUUGCUUCUUAC
Molecule: messenger RNA, 2028 nt
Organism: Rhineura floridana
Lineage: Eukaryota; Metazoa; Chordata; Lepidosauria; Squamata; Rhineuridae
Gene: ASB1
Product: ankyrin repeat and SOCS box containing 1
Exons: 6
Coding region: 103-1314 (403 amino acids)
Biological process (GO): intracellular signal transduction; protein ubiquitination
Cellular component (GO): ubiquitin ligase complex
Molecular function (GO): protein binding
Source: RefSeq, a predicted model, not a curated record